AUGAAUUUCUAUUCAAGUAGUAAACGUUUUAUAUUCACUAUUGUCAUUUUAUAUAGUUUCAUUGGACAUAUCACGCUGACAUCCACAACCGACAAACCUAAACGAUCUGACGAGAAGGACAACAUAGAAACAAUACAAGCAGAACCUGCUGCACCUGAAGCACAGAUUCAUUUACAUGUUGAUGAUAAUACACAGCAAAGAAAUCAGGAGACGCCGACUGAGAGCAAACCCGCCAAAGAUUCCGAUGAUGAUGUUGAAGAAUUGAAUAAAUCAUUACAAGAUUUAAUUAUUGAAUAUCGUAUUCAAGAACAACAGAAAAACGCUGCAGUGAAUCAAGAGAAUGAUCAAGAGGAAGAGGAGGAGGAGGAGGACGACGACGAUGUAAAUCUUCAACGUAUUUUAAAACAAAUUGGGGUUAGUAUACAUAAUAAAUAUCAUCAAAAACGUCCACUUGACCAAUCGUCAACAAAAUUAUCUGAAACAAUUCAACAAUUGUAUCAAAUGUUAAAGAAAACUCAACCGCAACUGUUUACUAAAACAUUCGUGAAUCCGCCCGGUGCAAAUACAAAUACAGAUGAAGGUAAUGAAGAAGUCGAAAGUGAAAUAGCUGAAGAAGAAAAAGUGGAAGAUGAACAAGAAGAACCGGCUGUUCCACUGACACCUGAAAUGGAACAUGCGAAUACAAUUUAUAAUCAAGCAAUGAAGUUGAUCAAUGGAACGGGCAAUCGACCAUAUGACACAGCGUAUAAGUUGUUGAAACAAGCAGCUGACUUGGGUCAUAUCGGAGCAAAAGAAGAAUUGGCGUUCGCUCAUCUGAUUGGAUUACAUUUACCAAUGAAUUUUAAUCAAGCAAGAAAAUAUUAUGAAGAAGGUGCACGAAUGGGUUCAGCUCAGUCUCAUUUUGGUCUCUACUUUCUAAACAGUGCUGGACUUAUUCCAGAUGCAAACAUUCCAAGGGCACUCGUUCAUUUAACAUUCGCUGCUAUGGAUGGACAUCAUCCGGCGCAAAUGGCUCUCGGUUAUCGAUAUUGGCGUACGGUUUCCGUCGCUCAUAAUUGUGAAUCAGCCCUGAUGUUUUACAAACAAGUUGCUACUUACGUUUCUUCGAAGAUCACAUCGGCCAGUGGACAACUGAUUCAACGUAUUCGUUUGUACGAUGAAGAAGAGCAUCCGACACAGAAUAAUAUCAUGGUCGAUGAAGAUCUUGUCCAAUAUUAUCAAUUAUUAGCCGAUCGAGGCGAUGCACAAGCACAAUAUGGCCUCGGUCAAUUAUACUAUCUCCGUGACACUGCGUAUGAUAAAGCACUCUAUUACUUUCGUUUGGCUGCAGAAAAUGGCAAUUCGAAUGCGAUGGCCUAUUUAGGAAAGUUAUAUUCAGAGAAAAACGAUUUUAUUAAGCAAAAUAACCAAACUGCUCUUCAAUUCUUUCAACGUUCAGCAGAAAAAGGCAAUCCCAUGGGCCAAGCUGGCAUCGGCACAGCAUUUUACUACGGCGCUAGUGUAGAGCAAAGUUAUGAGAAAGCGUUCAAAUAUUUUCAAUUAUCAGCUGAUCAAGGUUAUGUCGAAGGACAACUAAUGAUUGGCGUCAUGUAUUACAAAGGCGAAGGUGUUAAACGUGAUUACAAAAUGGCAUUGAAAUGGUUUCAAGCAGCAUCACAAUCAGGACAUGCCCUAGGCUAUUACAAUCUUGGACAAAUGCAUGCAACAGGUACGGGUGUUUUACGAUCGUGUGCAACGGCUGUGGAACUGUUCAAAAACGUUGCCGAACGCGGCAAGUGGUCAAGCAUGUUUAUUGAAGCAUACAAUCUUUAUCGACAAGGUCAUGUUGAACAAGCAUUCAUGAAAUAUCUGUAUCUGGCGGAGCUUGGCUAUGAAGUGGCUCAAUCGAAUGUUGCAUAUCUACUAGAUCAAAUGCCCAAUCAACUAAUGAAUAUUUAUCAUAAGACAGACGAACGAUAUCGACGAGCUUUAAUUUAUUGGAAUCGUGCUGCAAAUCAAGGUUUCCACUCAGCGCGUGUGAAACUGGGAGAUUAUUUCUAUUAUGGUUUUGGUACCGAACAGAGUUACGAAACGGCCGCUACACACUAUAAAUACGCAAGUGAUCAAAGUCAAAAUCCUCAAGCAAUGUUCAAUCUAGCGUAUAUGCACGAGAAAGGUUUAGGUUUAAAAAAGGAUAUACAUUUAGCAAAACGUUUUUAUGAUAUGGCUGCGGAGACCAGUGUCGAAGCUCACUUGCCUGUUAAUAUUGUUUUGUUUAAACUUCAUUUCCAAUUACUAUGGGAAAAAAUAUAUGCAAAAUUCUUUUUGUCUUCGUCGGACUCAACCACAACAGAUGCUCAAAGUAGUACAUCAUCGUCUACACCAUUACAACCACCGCCCAUCGUCACUGCUGAUGAAGAUCAUCAUUCGAGCUCGACAACAUCAAUCGAACUUGAUUCAUCGUGGGAUUUGUAUUUAAUGGUACUUUUGCUUGGUCUCAUAGGUGCUUUGUACACAAUGCGUCGGCAACGAGCUGCCUUAUUACAACAACAGCAGCAGCAGCAACAAGGUCAAGCUCCAUUGCAAUGA
Molecule: messenger RNA, 2568 nt
Organism: Adineta ricciae
Lineage: Eukaryota; Metazoa; Rotifera; Eurotatoria; Adinetida; Adinetidae
Source: the annotation of a GenBank genome assembly